GUUCAUGAUAUAAUGAUGGUUCAGAAAAAAGUAUCGACAUCAUACCAAAGAUAAAGGAGCAUCUAGUGAGCAUUGUAUGUUAAGGCUGACAUGUCGCAAUCGGAACACGAUCGAGGCGAAAUAUGCCGAAAACGGAUAAUCCAAACGGAAACUACCGACUGGAGAUCGCUAUGACGUCAUUCGGUGAUAUUGUGACGUCACGCCAUUGUCUGACAUUGUCUCAGCCAGCUACAACAGCACUGCAGUACGCUCUUCAUUUAUCGAGAUAAUCCAAAGAUUAUGCCAGUCACCAAACGUCUGACCAUGUCUGAGUGUGAGGGAUUUGAUCCCGAGGUGGCCGAGUGUUUUGCACGUACAGAACCGACAGAGAUUCAUGAUGCGGUUCCCAAACACGUCACAAUAAAACCAAAACCAGUCGCCAGACGUCUGACCAUGUCCGAGUGUGAGGGGUUUGAUUCCGAGGUGGCACAGUGGUUCGCACACAGAGAACUUAAAGAGUUCCACGAUAUGGUUCCCAAACACGUCGCGAUAAAACCAAGACCUAUUCGACCCCAGCCUCCAUUCCAAUGGGACUGUUGUCAAGAGGAUAAACAAAAUGUCAAAGAGCACGAGCUCCACGUGCAGCUGACGGCUGUCCUGGCCGAGGUGGACACUCUCCGGGCUGACCUACGAGAUGCUCGACACCGCUCCAAAUGUCUGAAAAUGAAGAAUCAACAUUUCAAGACACAAGUCAGACAACUGUCGGAUGAGAAAGUCUCCCUCGGGGAGCAGGUGGACCGCUUGUUGAAGGAGGUGGACAUGUUGAGAGCUGAAAGACUGGGUGUACUUUCUGGAGCUGGAGAAGGUGUUGGACUUGUUCAGAGGUCAGGGGCUACACAGACCUCGUGCUUUGACCACAUUGUGUCUCCUAAACAAGACAAUACGUCAACAAGACAUCAUGAACUCUCUCAAAAUAAUCUCUCAUCAAAGAAGCAUAUGUCAUUCAGUACAGCCAGUGUGAUCGAAAAUUGUAAUCAGAAACGAAAUGUACAAAAGCCAAAAUCAAUCUUUCAUCGUUUUACCAAACUGUUCAGAAGAAACAAAUCCUAA
Molecule: messenger RNA, 1089 nt
Organism: Haliotis rubra (blacklip abalone)
Lineage: Eukaryota; Metazoa; Mollusca; Gastropoda; Lepetellida; Haliotidae
Exons: 3
Coding region: 280-1089 (269 amino acids)
Source: RefSeq, a predicted model, not a curated record